Anastrepha obliqua is the source of this 3968-nucleotide messenger RNA. RefSeq names its product homeobox protein B-H1-like. Bases 179 to 1720 code for a protein of 513 amino acids. Gene Ontology annotation, cellular component: nucleus. Gene Ontology annotation, molecular function: DNA-binding transcription factor activity, RNA polymerase II-specific; RNA polymerase II transcription regulatory region sequence-specific DNA binding. The transcript is spliced from 3 exons. Gene Ontology annotation, biological process: regulation of transcription by RNA polymerase II. The record is from RefSeq and is a predicted model, not a curated record. Lineage: Eukaryota; Metazoa; Arthropoda; Insecta; Diptera; Tephritidae.
UAAAAAAUCGCGGACAACCGUUUCGAACUUUUGCAGAUUGAAAAAGUGUAAUUAACACGAUUAAACUGGUUUUUAUGGGAAAAUAUUUUAAAGCAACAAUUUUCUAAUAUUGAAAUUAUAAUAUAAAAUACUUAAGAAAAUAGUGUGACAGUUUUACACAUAUUUUGGAAGUGUGGAAAUGAAAGAUUCAAUGACAAUAAUAACUCCUUCGCCAACAUCCGCUAGUGGUCAGCAGCAAAAAAUGUCUAAUUUAAAACCGAACCGUUCGCGUUUUAUGAUUAACGAUAUUCUAGCUGGUAGUGCCGCCGCUGCUGCUGCCGUUGAGGCAGCUAACGCAGCCAGUGUAGCGGCGGCUGCUGCAUUCUAUAAACAUCAACAACAACAACAUAUAAGCAACAACAAUCUCAGCGGUAACAGCAUUGGAGCUCCGCUGUCGUAUACACAGCCUUCACAGCCAACACUGGAAUCUUCAAUGCAUGUGCAACAGCCUCCGCCACCACCAACUGCACUAACACAUCACUCUGCACAUUUGCAACAUCAAUUGCAAAUACAUCAUUCCCGAACCCCACCAAAUACCCUAAUACCAUUGCAUAAUCAAGCUCCCGUUAACGCUGCGGCAACCGCUGCAGCGGUUGCUCAUAAAAUUCAUUUUCCCGUCGGCACAACACAAAUUGGCUCAAAUGGCCUAAAUGUGGCACAAUAUGCAGCUGCCAUGCAACAACAUUACGCAAAUGCUGCUGCCGCCGUACGCGAACUUGAUAACAAUAGCGAUUACCAGGACAACGACGAUUGCGACAGUGAAGUCGGCAGUGGCGGCCACCUGGACGACAACAGUGUUUGUAGUAAUGGUGCUAAGGACGAGGACGGGAACAGUGUCAAAAGUGGGUCUACUAAUGACACUCAUAGUUUAAGUAAAAAGCAGCGUAAAGCCCGCACUGCAUUUACGGAUCAUCAAUUGCAAACUCUUGAAAAAUCUUUUGAAAGGCAGAAGUAUUUAAGCGUGCAAGAGAGACAAGAGCUUGCUCACAAACUUGACCUAAGCGACUGUCAAGUUAAGACUUGGUAUCAAAAUCGUAGAACAAAAUGGAAACGUCAAACUGCGGUUGGUUUAGAGCUUCUAGCCGAAGCUGGAAAUUUCGCAGCUUUUCAACGACUCUAUGGCGGAACGCCCUAUUUGGGAGCAUGGUCCUAUCCAGGCUCACAGUCACCACACGGUGGCCCUGCCCCCUCGAGUAUUGAUUUGUACUACCGCCAAGCUGCAGCUGCAGCCGCAAUGCAAAAGCCACUUCCUUACAAUUUAUAUACAGGAGUUCCCAGCGUAGGACCACUUACAAGUGUGCCCGUAUCUGCCACGUCACCUUUCUCACAUCUCGCCGCUUCCAGUUCAUUAUCUUCAUUAAGCAGCUACUAUCAAAGCGCCUCAGUGGCAGCUAUGGCUGCUGCAGCUGGCACAUCUUCUGGUACUAAUUGUAUUGCUGUCGACAAGCCAAUCACUUCACCAUCAUUAGCGGUCAUAGCAACAGCAGCUGCACCCGGACCUCAAAGUAAUGUGACGAAUGAUCAGCGAUGCACAUCACAUUCUCCCACGCAGCAAUCGCCUUUAAGACAUUUUGAGAACGCUCGCUCUCCCAGUCCUACUCUUAAUCCAGGAAGCCCACCAGGGCGAUCAGGUGAUAAUUCGCAGCUCCAGUCUGACGACGAGGAUCAAAUCCAAGUGUGAGUUUGAAAUUAGCCUAAUUAUUAAACGUUAAAUACUUCUUCUUUUAUGAAUUCAUAUGCAUGUAAAUAUAAUAUGUAUUAUAAGUACAUACAAUUCAUAAAAAUAUAUAAUUUCAUUGUAGGUAAUUUUAGUAGGCCCAUACGUUGAGGUACAUAUAUUAUAUGUACAUAUACACAUGUCGGUCUCUAUUUUUUGGCAAUUUACUCUUGUAUUUUCGCUACUGUAAUAAGUUAAUCAAUUAUACAUUCGCCGUUGCUGUUUACAAGCUAUUCCCGCCUCUAGACCAUUUUGUUGAUGUCGUUCCGCCAAAAAUCGCUUAGUCUGGUGUCAAAGAAGUUGUUGAGCCAGUUUUUAAGGUCCUCUUUGUUAUCGAAGGUAACACCCUUCAUAUGGUUUGACAGGGAGCGGGAAAGAUGGUAAUCGGUCAGUCCAAGGACCGCAGAAUACGGCGAAUGCUGAAAGACCAUCCAUUCGAGCUCUUGGAGUGCGGUUUUGACGACUUGUGCAACACGGAGCCUGGCGUUGUCGUGAAGGAAUAUGGUUUGACCAUGUCGAUCAGGUCUUUUCAGUCGAAUAGCCUUAUUCACGCGGUUUAGCUGGGCUAUGCUGAGAAGGCGACUUCCUUUGUUUUUUCGUUCAUUCAUGUAAUUAGUUCAUCCAUAUUAACCAAUUGAAAAUUGCGAAAUAUCCAUUAUACGAUCUUUGAUGGUCAAGUUGAAAAUAUUAUAGCGUGCGCAAGGAAUUACUUGAUUACCAAUCAGCUGCACCGUUCUUUAGUUUGGUGCGGACAAAUUUAAUUUUGGUUUUUCCGUGGCACCCGAUUCCAGCCCUAAUCAUAACGCUGCUUUUAUCGAUUCCGGAGUAUCUUCUAUUUUUUACGAAAGGCAUGCUAAUAAUUUUCAACCCAUCUGGACUACCUGAAUACUUUUUUGUAUAUUAUCUUCUAAGUAAUACGUUUCUCUCCAAUUGCAAUUCAGCCAUUUUGUGUGCUUGCAUUUUAACAACUUAGAUUUUUUAAAUGAGUAGUGUUUAUUCUUAAUACCGGGCUCAGCCGCGAUUCCACGAGCAGUCAUAUAUGAGCCGUCUUCGAUUCGCCACUUCUUUGUUCAAUUAAUGAACAAAUUUUAUGUGGAGGCAACAACAAAGUCGAGUAAGAUUCACAACUCGCUACAUUCAAUGUUGCCAACUCUCUUUUCUGAUAUUAGGCAAGCUUCAUUAGGUCGCGCUCAUAAAGGUAACCUUUUGCUGCUUUAACUUUGCGAAUUCUCCUUUAGUGUUCCCCGUCGACAACACUAAGCGUGUUGACCGAGCACGAUAAACUCUGUAUACCUCUUCUUUCCUCGUCUUCAACUUUUCCCCGAGUGCUUCCAAACAAAUGUAAUUUUCGGGCACUCUUUUGCGAUGCUGCCAACAUAUGUUUAUUUAUGCCAGUUGCUUUACCUAUUCGCCACUCGCUAACGCAUGGUGGAUCGAAGACGGCUAUAAAUUAGCGGCUAUUCCUUUUCCCUUUUACUUAUACUACGUGAGCAUCCUGGACUAUGUCCUUGGGAAAGUUCAUAACUUAUUUUUUGUUUCUUCUUACAGUAUUUGAAAACAGACACCUCCCAAUUUUGUCAACAAAAUUUUGUAUCUCAUUUAUUUCAUCAGUGGAUCACUUUUUACCAAACCCAUGCCCGAUUUACAACUAAAAAUAUAUCACAUAAUUUAAACUUCAUUUCAUGAGUAACUUAACCAUUUUACGACGGCUAAUAUCACCGCUUUUUGCUUUCUAAAAUUCAACUGCUCGUGUAUGGUUCCAAAGAGUGGUAUAUUUUUUUCGAAUGAAUAAUUUCGUUUUUGCAUUACAGUUACAGUAGUUAAAAGAUCAGUAAUAGCUGAAAAAUUUAGUUCUAGUUUUUUGGCGAAUCUUAUGUAUGUACUAUGUAUGGAAAAGCAUGUAAAGAUUUCGCACAGAAAAUGUGUACGAGUAUGAUACGAGUAUUGAUUAGGGCAAAAUACGCCAAAAUCUCCUAUAGUGUUUUGAAACUUAAUUCUUAAGGAAAAAACUUCUUUUUGUGUGAAUUUGCAAUAUUGAUAAAACUAAUAUAACAGUAAUGAUAUUUAUGUAUUAAAUGUAUUUAAGAUUUAUAGCCAAGGCAAUAGUGAAAUAAGCGUAACUAAGUAUAAUAAUUGAAUAUUUAAAAUGUAUAAGAAGCCUUUCCAAUGUAAAGAUGUAUUUACUAUAUUUUUCAUUUUAUUUUAAUAUCUA